Messenger RNA from Paramuricea clavata, 1393 nucleotides. NCBI's taxonomy places the organism in Eukaryota, Metazoa, Cnidaria, Anthozoa, Malacalcyonacea, Plexauridae. The record is from the annotation of a GenBank genome assembly.
AUGUCAACGGCGAUAAUCUCGUUGUGGUGUCACGCAAAUAGUUUCAGUGUCUUGGGCGAGUUGCAUACUUCCUGUGGAGAAACCGAAGAAGGGCAACCUGAAAUUAUCUCAACCAGCAAGGCAAAACAUGAUGAACGGAAGUCUCGCACGGAGAAAAAGCGAGGGACUGUUAUCGUGGGAAAUUCCAUGGUCAAAGGCCUACAUCAACAUAAACUUGCAAAUUCGGUAAAUCAAAACGUCGGGGUGAGGUGCUUCGCAGAAGCGACUGUCCUUGACAUGAGCGAUUACAUUAAACCUGUAUUGCGCAGAAAGCCAGAUAACAUAUUGUAUUACAUGUGAAAACAAAUGACAGGAAAACCAGAAAAGCAACGGAAAUAAUGAACAAUAUCGACAAUUUAUGUCAAGAAAUCAAGGAAGCUGUCAAGAAAUCAAGGAAGGUGCAGAAUUAAUAAUCUCAAAUUGAUCAACCGAGAAGACAAUAAGAAAUCUAAACAAACAGUGAUCGAAGUAAAUAACUGUACUGCAACUAAUUUAGGUCUAAUUACACACGAUAACAUAACGAGCACAUCGUUUAAUAGGUCUAAUUUACAUUUAAACAGAUAUGGACCAUAUAGGUCUAAUUUACAUUUAAAUAGAUAUGGAUCACCUAUUUUUGCAAAGAAUAUUGUUAGAUAUCUACAGCAUUUUUAGUUUAAACAGAGUCUCAUUCUUUAGCAGCAGCGAUUUAAUUAUUGAGGAUCCGUUCCAUAAUGCAAGCGAAAAUUUUCAAAAUUUAGAGAUAGAGAACGAGAAUAACAUAAAUUUUCUACGAUCACUAAAAGGAUUUAGAGUUGGACAUAUAAAUAUUGCCUCACUCGUCAAGCACAUUGACAAAUUGAAAAUAUAUCUUGAAAAAGAACCAUUCGACAUCCUUCGUAUUAACGACUGAGUAGACUCGAUGAAACGAUAAGCACUGAUGUUGUCAGCAGACCAGGAUAUGAAAUGAUUGUUAAAAACCGUAAUCGUGUGGGUGGCGGUGUUGCAAUUUACUAUCGCAGUGUUUUGAAUGUUAUGAAUAGGCAAGAUUUAAUUCCAGCGAAUGUUGAAGCUGUUUGUCUCGAGGUCACUAGGCCAAAAUCCAAACCCAUUUUAAUUACGUUUGUUUAUAGACCACCAAAUUCGCGAAUCGAACUCUUAAACGAUAUUGAAACACUAUUUCAGAAUCUUGAUAGUGAACAUGAAGAACAAAUUAUUGUAGGUGAUUUUAAUUGCGACAUCGCAAAUAUUCUACAUUUUUCUACACUUUUCAGAAUUUUUUACAUUUUUCAAAAAUUUUUUUCAAAAAUUACGACCCCGGUCUUGCCCUUUGCGACAAAAAUAUUUAACCCAAAUAGCAGUUCUACCGACUGAAUAG